Molecule: messenger RNA, 2080 nt
Organism: Rhododendron vialii
Lineage: Eukaryota; Viridiplantae; Streptophyta; Magnoliopsida; Ericales; Ericaceae
Product: beta-glucosidase 12-like
Exons: 13
Coding region: 712-1944 (410 amino acids)
Biological process (GO): carbohydrate metabolic process
Molecular function (GO): beta-glucosidase activity
Source: RefSeq, a predicted model, not a curated record
UUAAAGUUACUCUACUGUACAAAUUUGGUGAUUGAAUAAGCAUCGGAGGCAGAUAUAAAAGAAAGUCUGGACAUGAGGUGACAUUCAUUUUAAUUUUUGGAUUGGUCUUGUAUUACUAAAAUAUAGGUUUGCAUAGAUGGGUAUGUGUAUAUGUUGAUUGGAAAACAAUUGUCAUACCAUGCAAUGUGAAUAGGCACAUAAGAGGUGAAGAAGUCCGGUGAAUUACUUCCUGCAUUGUGUCAGCCAACUCAGCCCUCAAAAGCCAACACACUUUUGUUGAGUUGCACUAGUAGGUUGAUCAUGCUUUGCAUGAGUUUAUGUCUCUGUCUUUGCGCGUAUGUGCUAUACAUAUACAUCAUGCAAGGCCUAGGCACAUGUCUAAACCAAUACCCAGUAAUGAGGAUUAGAGGUCAUUUGUUCCCGGGAAUGUUAAUUGUUGUAAACCUGUUUGUGUUUCAUUGUGAAGCUUUAUCACCAACUUAUGGGACUGAUUCACUCAACCGUAGCAGUUUUCCGGUGGGUUUUGUCUUUGGGGCAGCAUCCUCGGCUUACCAAGUUUGUUCUUAGGUGGAAGGUGCAGCAAAUGAAGGAGGUAAAGGCCCAAGUAUAUGGGAUUGUUUUACCAAAAUUUAUCCAAAUAAGAUAAAGGAUGGCAGUAAUGGAAAUGUGGCUGUCGAUUCUUAUCAUCGCUAUAAGGAAGAUGUGGCAAUUAUGAAGGAUAUGGGACUAGAUGCAUACCGAUUCUCAAUUGCGUGGUCUAGAGUUUUACCACGAGGAAAACUAAGUGAAGGUGUGAACCAAGAAGGGAUAAGAUACUACAACAAUCUUAUAAAUGAGCUCCUAGCAAAUGGCCUAGAGCCCUUUGUGACUCUUUUCCACUGGGAUCUUCCCCAAGCCCUAGAAGACGAAUACGGUGGUUUCUUAGAUCCUCAAAUCGUGGUACAUUAUCGUGACUACGCAGACCUUUGCUUCAGGGAAUUUGGUGAUCGGGUGAAGUACUGGAUUACUCUAAACGAACCAUGGACUUAUAGCAUCGGUGGGUACGAAAACGGUCUGUUUGCUCCGGGCCGUUGUUCUUGGCAACAACAGAAUUGCACAGGUGGAAACUCAAGCACCGAACCGUAUUUGGUCACCCACCACCAACUUCUUGCCCAUGCUGCAGUAGCGAGAUUGUACAAGCAGAAAUACCAGGCAACACAAGAGGGAAAAGUCGGAAUCACCCUUGUGACGCGUUGGAUGGUGCCUUUAUCGGAUUCAACGCCCGAUCAUAAUGCUGUGCUACGAGCUUUGGAUUUCAUGUUUGGAUGGUUUAUGGAUCCGUUGACGACUGGCGACUACCCUUAUUCCAUCCAGUCGCUUGUAGGAAAUCGACUUCCAAAGUUCACGGAUGAACAAUCAAAGAUGCUAAAUGGGUCAUUUGACUUUCUUGGAUUGAAUUACUACUCUGCUAGUUAUGCAGCACAUGUACCUGAUCAACCUUCUAAUAGAGUAAAUGUGACUUACACAACAGAUUCUCAAGUUAGGCUUACAACUGAUCGAAAUGGCGUUGCCAUUGGCGAAAAGGGUGCUUCAGAUUGGCUGUAUGUUUAUCCAAGAGGGCUUUGGGAUCUUCUGCUUCAUAUAAAGAGAAACUACAAUAAUCCACUGAUUUACAUUACGGAAAAUGGAAUUGAUGAAGUAAAUAACUCGACAUUAUCGCUGGACGAAGCCCUUGUCGACAACCAGAGGAUAUAUUACUACCAUCACCAUCUUUCUUUCCUUCUAAGAGCUAUCAAAGAAGAAGUGAAUGUGAAGGGAUUUCUGGCAUGGUCACUUAUGGACAACUUUGAAUGGUACAGUGGUUACACAGUUCGUUUCGGCCUUACCUAUGUCGACUACAAUGAUGGGUUGAGAAGAUACCCAAAGCUCUCAGCAAAAUGGUUCAAAAAUUUCCUCCAAAAAUAAGAAAUAUCCAAAUCAAGAUUUGGUCAGGCAGCUCAAUAAUUAAAACAACACUUCCUGUAAUAAUUUGGUUGGGAGUUUCCAACCAAAACUUGCACCGGCUGAGGUGAAUAUGUUCGAUAUGACUGGAUCCAAUUUC